CUGACCUUACAGCGAGCGCCCAUCUUCUGCUGCCUUGUAGUAGCCCGUGAUGGUCCAGUGCCAGUCCGCUAGUGCCAGUCCGCUUCGUUGCGCAAACCACCUCAAAGCUCUGCACUGCUCCACUUGCUAGCUCACGUCGCUAGCGGCUAGCGGCAGAGGCAGCAUGACCAUUCACAAGACCAACAAGCCGCGGGUCGCGGAGGACGGCGAGUACGCGACCGCCACAUCCACGCUUCCGGUGCUCCAGUACUACCCAGCGCGGGGCCGCGCAGAGCCCAUCAGGCUGGUGCUGGCGUUUGCGGGGCAGGCCUGGUUCGAGCCGCCGCCGGACUCCAUCAGGCAGAUCCAGGCGAUCCAGCGCCGGGAAUGGGACGGCUACCCAUUCAGGCAGCUGCCCCGCUUUAUUGACGAGGUGCACGGCGAGGUGGACCUGGUGCAGGGCGGAGCCAUACUGAGGCACCUGGCGCGGAAGUACGACCUGUACGGCGGCGAGCGCGGUGACCUGGUGGCGGCGGCGCGUGUUGACAUGAUGCUGGACGGAGUGGCUGACCUGCGGGUCAAGCUGCGGGACUUGGUGGUGUCCAAGCAGCUGGCGCAGGCGGCAGUGGCCGAGUACACGGGGUCGGUGCUGGCGCCGGAGCGGGAGCUUAAGGAGCACGGCAUGAUGGGCCCCGGCCUGGCCUGUCUGGAGUACGUGCUGGCGAACAGCCGCUUCUCCGAGGCGGGCUGGUUCGUGGGGCCCCGCCCCAGUGUGGUGGACUUUGCGGCGUUCGACCUGGUUGACCUGCACCUGGCGCAGCCGCAGCUGGAGGACGCGGUGCGGGGCCGCUUCCCGCUGCUGGUGGAGCACCACGACCGAGUGGCGGGCCUGGCAGGCGUGCGCGAGUACCUGGCCAGUGACAGUCGCCACGAGGUGGUGUGGCCCGUCGACUGGAUCCGGUCGACGCCCGGGGCCGGCAGCGGCGCUGCGGGCGGCAACGCAUGAAGCUGCUUUGUGAUUCGAGUGGGCCCGUGAUGCACCCUUGCAUGCAGCUGAUGGAGUACAUGCAUUUUGGUUGCGGUGAUGGAAUAGCACCAGGGGUUAUUGACGUGCUUACGAAGCUAGUGCAAACACAGACCAAAGCAGAAGGCGUAGUUGGCUUGCAGGCGGCAGGGUUUGCAGCCCUUGGAUAGCACUCGGUGUUUCCAGCGGUUGGGCACGUCAACGCGGCUGACUGUAAAGGUUGCACUCC
Messenger RNA from Chlamydomonas reinhardtii, 1232 nucleotides. RefSeq lists its product as uncharacterized. NCBI's taxonomy places the organism in Eukaryota, Viridiplantae, Chlorophyta, Chlorophyceae, Chlamydomonadales, Chlamydomonadaceae. The coding region runs from base 164 to 985 and encodes 273 amino acids. Gene Ontology annotation, biological process: glutathione metabolic process. Gene Ontology annotation, molecular function: glutathione transferase activity. The record is from RefSeq and is a predicted model, not a curated record. The transcript is spliced from 10 exons.